Messenger RNA from Solanum tuberosum (potato), 1141 nucleotides. RefSeq names its product WAT1-related protein At1g43650-like. The transcript is spliced from 7 exons. Gene Ontology annotation, cellular component: membrane. Bases 10 to 1065 code for a protein of 351 amino acids. The record is from RefSeq and is a predicted model, not a curated record. Gene Ontology annotation, molecular function: transmembrane transporter activity. NCBI's taxonomy places the organism in Eukaryota, Viridiplantae, Streptophyta, Magnoliopsida, Solanales, Solanaceae.
GAGGAGAAAAUGAAGCACUUAGUAAUUAGUUGUGCCAUGUCAAUGGAAAAGCAAAAGCACUACAUUGCCAUGCUCCUCACACAAGCUAUUUUUGCAGGCAUGGCUUUGCUUUCUAAAUCUGCAAUAUCUCAAGGGAUGAACCCUUAUGUUUUUGUGACUUAUCGUCAAUCAUUUGCUAUCAUCGCGUUAGCCCCCCUCGCUGCCUUCUUUGAAAGAAAAUCUGAUGUUCCUUUAUCCUACAACAUCAUAUUGAAGAUCUUUCUUAUGUCAUUACUUAGCACUCUAAGUUUGGAUCUAUAUUAUUUUUCCAUACAUUACACCACAGCAACAUUUGCUGCAGCCUCCACUAACUUAAUUCCAGCCAUCACUUUUUUUAUGGCAGUAAUUUUAAGAGUGGAGGCUCUUGCAAUAAAGAAGUCACAUGGAAUGGCAAAAUUGUUGGGUUCUUCAAUUGGUGUUACAGGAGCUUUGGUAUUUGCCUUAGUUAAAGGUCCACAAUUGAACUUCAUGAAUUGGUUCAAAGGGAACACAAGGGGAACUCAUAGCUCAAAUUUGAAUUAUAGUUUGAAGGAAGAGUGGUUAAAAGGUUCACUAGUCAUGGUUUUGGCCAACAUUACAUGGUCUCUAUGGCUCAUUUUACAGGUUCCUAUUGUGAAACAAUAUCCAGCAAAGCUUCGUCUUGCCACUCUAUAUUGCUUGUUUAGCUGGAUACAAUCUUCAAUUUGGGCCAUGGUGAUGGAAAGGAAUAUAUCAGCAUGGAAGCUAAAAUGGGACAUUAAUCUUUUUUCAGUAGCUUACUGUGGUUUGAUUGUUACAGGUUUGACAUAUUGGAUACAACUUUGGACUGUAGAGAAGAAAGGGCCAGUAUUUAUAUCUAUGUUCACUCCAUUAUCACUCAUCAUAACUGCCAUAGUGUCAGCAUUUUUGUGGAAGGAAACACUUUAUGUGGGAAGUGUAUGUGGAGGAAUAUUGCUAGUUGGUGGGCUUUACUUGGUCCUAUGGGGAAAGAAUAGAGAAGCAGAGAGGGAAAUAGUGGAAAUCAAGGAUGGAAUUACAGUAAUUUAAUAGGACAAUAUUGUAUACUCCCUGUCACAGUUUAAAUGAUAUAGUUUGAAUUUCAAAAAUUAAAUAAGAAAUUCUC